This is a messenger RNA of Anguilla rostrata (American eel), 2376 nucleotides long. Its product is annotated as putative gustatory receptor clone PTE03. Gene Ontology annotation, cellular component: membrane. The transcript has 2 exons. The record is from RefSeq and is a predicted model, not a curated record. Lineage: Eukaryota; Metazoa; Chordata; Actinopteri; Anguilliformes; Anguillidae. Gene Ontology annotation, molecular function: odorant binding; G protein-coupled receptor activity; olfactory receptor activity. Gene Ontology annotation, biological process: G protein-coupled receptor signaling pathway; detection of chemical stimulus involved in sensory perception of smell. Bases 952 to 1923 code for a protein of 323 amino acids.
GUGUACAAUGAAGGCUAUUGUAGAUAUUUACUGUAAAUACGUUUAUAGCAGUCUUAAUGUAUUCAUAUGAGCAUGCUUGCAGAUGAGUUAGAUAAUACUCAAUUGAAUGCAAAUUGCACAAAGAAUGAAUUAAAAAACUAAAUGGAACCCAAAAUGCACUAAAUUAACUGCAAUAUGUUGUAACCUGUAAUACUGAUGUGCUGUUAUAUAACUUGUGUGCAAUGUUUGUUAAGAUAUGCAUCAUAUCUGAGAUAACAUAGCCAGUGGUUUUAAAACGAUCUCACUUAACUCUCACCAUGGGCGGCAGUGUAGUAUAAUGGGUAAGGAAUUUUCCUUGUAAUCUAAAGGUCAUAGGGAUUCCUGGGUAGGACAUUUCAGUUGUACCCAUGAGCAAGGUACUUAACCUGCAUUGUUUUAGUAUAUAUCCAGCUGUAUAAAUGGAUGCAAUAUAAAUAUUAUGUUAAAAAAAAAAAAAAGGUGUGUAAAUCGCUCUGGAUAAGACGGUCUGCUAAAUGCCGAAAAUCGUUGCACCAAUGAGAUUAUCCAGAGCUCCCAAACACUGUUUCUGGAGACCUACCAUCCUGUAGGUUUUAAUUUCCGCCUUAAUUUGGCAUACCUGCUUCGGCUAAUUAGCAGUUAAAUGAGAUCUGUACCUGUUGAAUGAGGUGUGCUUUGUUGGGGUUGGAAUGAAAGCCUACAGGAUGGUGUUACAUCACCAGGAACAGGGUUUGGGUAGCCCUGGGAUUAUACGAAUUUAACAGGCAAGGGACCCUCAUUUAUGUCCCCUGAAGAAUUCCCAGGUACACGCAUUUCACACACACCAGGAGAUAUAUUCUGGAGCACGAGGGGAAAAGCACAUUAAGACUAACGCGUUUCGACAGUGACCUACGCUGAGAACUGGGCCCAGAGGAAAAGCAGUCACGCGGAGGUCCUGUACGGCAAAUACGACCAAUGGGCAUUCUGACCACAUCAGUCACCAAUGACUCCAUUAUUAGACCAGUGGGAUUUUACAUUGUCGGAUUUACCCAUUUGAACUUUACUGAUUUAUACUUAAGCUUCCUCACUGUUGUUUAUAUUGUAACGGUUUUGGCCAACUUCUUUAUCCUGUCCAUUUUAUGGAUAGACUAUCGCCUGCACACUCCAAAGUACAUUGCGGUGGCUAAUCUGGCGAUCGUCGACUUGGUGCUCAGUACAACCAUUAUUCCCAGUAUGAUCAAGAUGUUUCUCGCGAAAGAUAACUUUAUUUCCUACAACGCGUGUUUGACGCAGAUGUUUUUUUAUUACUGUUUCGUCUCAUUAGAGUCGUUUUCCCUCAGUGUACUUGCCUAUGACAGGUUAAUUGCGAUAUGUUUCCCACUGAGACAGAGUACUAUCAACACAAUCCCCGUCAUGAUCAGUAUUUUAGUCACUGUUUGGUCAUUUUGUAUAAGUGUUAUUGUGUUCGCGGUCAUAAUCAUGACCAGGCUAUCUUUCUGUAAUUCGGUCAACGUGCAGAGCUACUUCUGUGACUACACUCCCAUGUACAGACUAGCUUGCAAUGAUAACCGAUUGCAGUGGGCCACUGCCUCUUCUCUGAGUUUACUUAUUGUGUUUGUGCCCCUUAGUUUAAUUAUCAUGUCAUACAUCUGCAUUUUGACAGCCGUGUUUCGAAUGAAAAAUUUAGACAGCAGGUACAAAGCACUGUUAACGUGCACAGAACAUCUCGUUCUCGUGGCGAUUUUCUACGUGCCGAUCACGACAGUGUACAUCAUCGAACUUUUCUUCUUCCAACUCGAUCCAGAUGUCAGGAUUCUAAACUUGUCUUUGGCCAAAUGCAUCCCACCCUGCCUGAACCCCAUUGUGUAUUCCCUGGCAACCAAAGAAAUCAAGAACAGAGUACUGGCCAUGUUUCAGAAGUUCAAGGUAGCAGCGUGGUCAGGGUAGGCAUAGACCAGGGUUCCCACUCGUCCUGGAAAACCUUGAAAACCUGGAAAUUUAUCAACUAGUUUUCCAGUCAUGGAAAACACCUGGAAAAUGAGAAAAUUUACAAAAUGUCCUGGAAAUAUUUGUGAGGUCCUGGAAAAAUGUGAAGUCCAAUGUAAUAAAUUUGAAUUGUAUUUUACUGGAAACACAUUCUAUCUUAAGCAAUGUGCAAAUGUAAUGAGUGAGUAAAACUAGCUCAGGCAAUCUCAAGAAAUAGUACACCCCCCCCCCCCCCCAAAAAAAAAAAAAAAAAAAACAACUUGUUCUUAGUUCCUUCAGGAGAGCUCGGGUCUUACUUUGGGGGGGGGGGGGGGUUAGGCCCCCUGUGCAUAUCGCCCUCGAUACAGGAGACCCCCCCCCCCCCCCAAACUCCCAGGUGAACCACUGAUUGCAUUUGAAUGUUUACAGGUUGCG